This is a messenger RNA of Eremothecium cymbalariae DBVPG#7215, 312 nucleotides long. Its product is annotated as YciI family protein. The transcript has a single exon. Lineage: Eukaryota; Fungi; Ascomycota; Saccharomycetes; Saccharomycetales; Saccharomycetaceae. The record is from RefSeq and is a predicted model, not a curated record. The coding region runs from base 1 to 312 and encodes 103 amino acids.
AUGGUGGAAUGGUGCGUAACUGUGUAUGAUAAACCAGGGUCCGAUAGAUCUCCAUAUAGAUCUAUGCACCUCGAAAGGAUUCCUGAAUUAGUACAAGAAGGCAAAAUAGUGGUGGCUGGGGCAAUUUAUAAAGAUUUAGUGGAUGGGAAACCAGGUGGAUUUGCAGGAUCACAUUUGAUUUUGGUCGCAGAUACGAGGGAAGAGGUAGUUGAGCUUUUAAAAGGUGAUAUUUAUGCGAAGGAAGGAGUGUGGGAUAUGGAUAACAUUUUAAUCUUCCCCUUUGGUUGUGCCGUUCGCAAGGAAAAACAGUAA